Pipistrellus kuhlii (Kuhl's pipistrelle) is the source of this 2943-nucleotide messenger RNA. It is a transcript of the gene COL8A1, whose product is annotated as collagen type VIII alpha 1 chain. The transcript is spliced from 4 exons. The record is from RefSeq and is a predicted model, not a curated record. Bases 276 to 2507 code for a protein of 743 amino acids. Lineage: Eukaryota; Metazoa; Chordata; Mammalia; Chiroptera; Vespertilionidae. Gene Ontology annotation, molecular function: protein binding.
GGCUGCCCGCCCGCCGCUCCUUCCCUGCCCACCUACCACGAGGAGCGAGGAGCGACUCCUCCCACCUGCCCAUAAAAGCCAAGUGCAUGUUACCAGCACCACCGGCUCAGAGCACUUCCCGACCUCUCCUGUGGGAGCCCCCAGCCUCUCUCCUGGAUCUGACGUGCUCAAGACACUGUUCUGGAAGCGGAGCAGAUACCAGGCCCAGGCGUGCCACUGGAAGGCACAGGCAAGGACGCUGGUCCUGAUUCCGCAGGCAGCCAAGUCUAAAUGUGAUGGCUGUGCCACCUGCCCCUCUGCAGCUGCUGGGAGUGCUGCUAAUCAUUUCCCUGGGCUCCAUCAGGCUCACUCAGGCAGGUGCCUACUAUGGGAUCAAGCCACUGCCUCAAAUUCCUCCUCAGAUGCAACCACAAAUUCCACAGUACCAGCCCCUGGGCCAGCAAGUACCUCACAUGCCUUUGAGCAAAGAUGGCCUUACCAUGGGCAAGGAGCUUCCCCAUAUGCAGUAUGGGAAAGAGUAUCCACAUCUGCCCCAAUAUAUGAAGGAAAUGCAGCCAAUGCCAAGGAUGGGCAAGGAACCAGCUCCCAAGAAAGGCAAAGAAGCACCAGUAGCCAGUUUACGAGGGGAACAAGGUCCUCGUGGAGAGCCAGGCCCAAGAGGACCACCUGGGCCCCCCGGUUUGCCAGGUCAUGGGAUACCUGGAAUCAAAGGAAAACCAGGGCCACAGGGAUAUCCAGGAAUUGGAAAGCCAGGUAUGCCUGGAAUGCCAGGAAAGCCAGGAGCCAUGGGAAUGCCAGGAGCUAAAGGUGAAAUUGGACCCAAAGGGGAGAUGGGGCCCAAGGGGAUCCCAGGACCACAAGGACCUCCAGGGCCUCACGGACUUCCUGGCAUUGGCAAGCCAGGUGGACCUGGGUUACCGGGGCAACCAGGUCCAAAGGGUGAGAGAGGACUCAAAGGACCACCAGGACCUCCAGGCCUUCAGGGUCCUAAAGGAGAGAAGGGCUUCGGGAUGCCAGGCCUGCCAGGCCUGAAGGGUCCUCCAGGGAUGAAUGGCCCUCCUGGCCCUGUCGGGCUUCCAGGAGUGGGCAAACCAGGAGUGACAGGCUUCCCUGGGCCCCAGGGCCCCCUGGGAAAGCCAGGUCCUCCAGGGGAACCUGGGCCACAGGGCCCUAUCGGGAUACCAGGGGUUCAAGGACCUCCUGGGAUGCCUGGGGUUGGAAAACCAGGCCAGGAUGGGAUCCCUGGCCAGCCAGGAUUUCCAGGUGGCAAAGGGGAGCAAGGACUGCCAGGGCUGCCAGGACCCCCGGGCCUUCCAGGGAUCGGGAAACCAGGCUUCCCAGGCCCCAAAGGCGAUAAGGGCAUAGGGGGUGUCCCUGGGGCGCUUGGACCCAGAGGGGAGAAAGGACCAAUAGGCGCCCCUGGAAUGGGGGGUCCCCCAGGAGAGCCAGGCCUGCCUGGAAUCCCAGGUCCUAUGGGCCCUCCAGGUGCGAUUGGUUUUCCCGGACCCAAAGGAGAAGGUGGGAUUAUAGGGCCACAGGGGCCACCGGGUCCCAAGGGGGAGCCGGGGCUUCAGGGCUUCCCAGGAAAGCCAGGUUUCCUUGGCGAAGUGGGGCCCCCCGGCAUAAGGGGUUUGCCAGGUCCCACAGGGCCCAAGGGGGAAGCUGGGCAUAAAGGUUUGCCAGGACUGCCUGGUGUUCCAGGUCUGCUUGGACCAAAGGGAGAGCCAGGAAUCCCAGGGGAUCAGGGUUUACAGGGCCCCCCAGGCAUCCCGGGGAUCGCAGGCCCUAGUGGCCCCAUUGGACCACCCGGAAUCCCAGGCCCCAAAGGGGAACCGGGCCUCCCAGGGCCCCCUGGGUUCCCUGGAGUAGGGAAGCCCGGAGUAGCAGGACUUCACGGCCCCCCGGGAAAGCCCGGUGCCCUGGGCCCUCAAGGCCAGCCUGGCCUCCCGGGGCCCCCAGGCCCUCCGGGGCCCCCAGGCCCCCCAGCUGCCAUGCCUCCCACGCCACCACCCCACGGAGAGUACCUGCCAGAUAUGGGGCCGGGUAUUGAUGGGCUGAAACCCCCCCACGCCUAUGGGGCCAAGAAAGGCAAGAACGGAGGGCCGGCCUACGAGAUGCCUGCGUUUACUGCUGAGCUGACCGCGCCCUUCCCGCCCGUGGGGGCCCCCGUGAAGUUUGACAAACUGCUCUACAACGGCAGGCAGAACUACAACCCGCAGACGGGCAUCUUCACCUGCGAGGUCCCCGGCGUCUACUACUUCGCGUACCACGUCCACUGCAAGGGGGGCAACGUGUGGGUGGCCCUGUUCAAGAACAACGAGCCCAUGAUGUACACGUACGACGAGUACAAGAAGGGCUUCCUGGACCAGGCGUCGGGGAGCGCGGUGCUGCUGCUCAGGCCCGGGGACCGCGUGUUCCUCCAGAUGCCCUCGGAGCAGGCCGCGGGGCUGUACGCCGGGCAGUACGUCCACUCCUCCUUUUCAGGAUAUUUAUUGUAUCCCAUGUAAAAAAGGAAAAGAAGUAGAGAGAGAGAGAGAGAGAUUUAAUAAAGGAGAAGAAAACGAUGCACCAAAAAAAAAAAAAAAAAAAUCCAAAUCCUUCAAAACAUUUAUAUAGUUGGAAAGUUAUAUUUAAGUGGAAUGUUGAACCAUCAUGUACAAAUAAAAGCUAAGAUGCAUGUUUAAUGCUCUGCACAGCACCCUGUAAUGGAGAAUGAUGGGACAGAUUUAUGUAUCAAGUGCUGACACUUUUGCGUUGUACCCACUGGAAUCGUGUUAGCUGUAUGUCAGGUGCUUCCAUGAAAACCUGCGUAUUCGGAUCAAAAUGUUUCAGUAUGAAAGACCAUAGCUAAUGAAAGUCACUCGUGUUGUUUACGUUUAAAUAUUUAUAAGUAUGGCUCAAAGAAAGGCCAGUGAUAAGAAUUACAUACCGUAUUUACUUGCA